Molecule: messenger RNA, 1269 nt
Organism: Bipolaris sorokiniana ND90Pr
Lineage: Eukaryota; Fungi; Ascomycota; Dothideomycetes; Pleosporales; Pleosporaceae
Exons: 2
Coding region: 1-1269 (422 amino acids)
Biological process (GO): phospholipid transport; mitochondrion organization
Cellular component (GO): ERMES complex
Molecular function (GO): lipid binding
Source: RefSeq, a predicted model, not a curated record
AUGUCCAUUGAUAUCAACUGGGACACCAUCACAUGCGGCGCAGAAGGCUCCGCGCGUGCAGAGAAAAUACGCGCCUUUAUCCAUGACCGCUUCCAGCAAGUGACGCUGCCACGCUUCAUUCGCUCCGUUCACGUGCACUCGUUCGACUUUGGCAGUGUCGCUCCCGAAAUUGAAAUCAAGGACAUAUGCGAUCCACUGCCGGACUUCUACGAGGAUGAUGAAGAUUACCCAGACGAGGAAGGCGGCGAGCCCGAGCCCGAGCCUGACGACGAAGCCUUACACGCUGAUGACAAGCUACGUGAUCGUGAGACAGCAAAUCCGCAACGACUCCACCCCGAUCAUGCCCACGUACGCCCGUCUCAACCUCGUACUAAGCCGUCUAACAAGCGUGGUUCGUUGGCUCCCAACGAGAUAGGCAGUCCCUUCUUUCCUGGCGCACUCACACCAGGCAUCCCCGGUGGCACCUCCAACAUGAACUACUUCCAUCUUCCUUUGAGCGCAGGCUUAUCUGGCGCUGCAACACCUCUCGCUGCUGUAGCUGGCGCACAGUUACAUACUUGGCUCGAUAAUCCCCAUGGCCGGCCAGCAACUCCGGCCAAUAUGCGUCUUCGUCAUGCUGCAUCUGUCAAUUCUCUAACACUCACGCCACAGUCUCAUCCCGAUCCUAGCUCCCGGCCUUCUUCACGACAUCAACAAGACGAGCCCAAGAGGCCGACUUUUGCUGGAUCGGAUGAUGGCCUUUCUCAAGAUAGCUAUGUCCGGACCCCAUCUGCAUCUCCAAACCGCAUGCACGAGAAGAGCCCCGAUGAUAUUCAAGUCGUGACGCAUGUGCAAUAUUCUGGGGAUAUCAAAAUGUCCUUGACUGCGGAAAUCCUUCUUGACUACCCCAUGCCAAGCUUUGUCGGCAUCCCCCUCAAACUAAACAUUACCGGGCUCACAUUUGAUGGUGUUGCUAUUCUCGCCUACAUCAAGAAGCGGGCCCAUUUCUGCUUCUUGUCGCCUGACGAUGCAGACGCCUUGGUCGGCAGCGACACUGGUUUCAAUGGUCUCCAAACAGACGCACGGGGCCAAAACCCACGCCCUGUGCAGCGCCCCAAGAUUGGAGGGCUACUGGAAAACAUCAAAGUCGAAAGCGAGAUUGGUGGCCAGGGCAGUGGCAAACAAGUUCUCAAGAAUGUGGGCAAGGUAGAAUCAUUCGUGUUGGAGCAAGUCAGGCGCAUAUUCGAGGACGAAUUCGUAUACCCAAGCUUCUGGACCUUUCUCAUUUAG